This is a messenger RNA of Cheilinus undulatus (humphead wrasse), 2489 nucleotides long. RefSeq names its product lysosomal associated membrane protein 1a (gene lamp1a). The transcript is spliced from 9 exons. Bases 355 to 1605 code for a protein of 416 amino acids. Gene Ontology annotation, cellular component: membrane. Lineage: Eukaryota; Metazoa; Chordata; Actinopteri; Labriformes; Labridae. The record is from RefSeq and is a predicted model, not a curated record.
UGGAAGCUCUAAAUGCUAGCAGUUCACAUGACGUGAAGAGACAUGGCUUAUGUAGGCUGCGUGCGUCUGACCGACGUUUAACCGCUUUUAUCGGCAGUUUUCAACUGGAUAUAUCGUGUGAAUACUGAAUUAAUCUAUUGGAUACCUCCGGACAGCGUAAGAACGUAAACAGUAGUAAGAAGAGUCAUUGUGACACCUCGUACUCCGGCUAACGGUCCGUCAAGUCAAGUGCGAACCGCGCUGCGCUCGUUAGAACCCACCUGCGCCUGCAGCGGCGACACAACUGCACCACUACUGGCUUGUUUUUCUUACCUGUUUACUAGAAAUUUAUAUCUGUUUGUUCAGACCUGAAAGAUGAAGCUGUUUCGCGCCCUGGCCGUGCUCAUCAUCGCCUGGUUUGCCUUAAUAGGUUGCACUCAGGCUGUUACUCUGCAGGUGACUCAGGGAAAUUCCACCUGCAUCAAAGCUGAGCUUUCUGCAUCCUUCUCCAUCACAUACAACACCUCUAGCAGCACGAGAAUGGCGCAGUUCCCUCUUCCUGACUCCACCGCAGUUGAUACAGGCAGCAGCUCCUGUGGUACAGACAACAGCUCACCUUGGCUGGUGGCCGUGUUUGGAUCUGGUCAUGCAAUGGGGCUGAGCUUUUCUACCAAUGGAAGUCUGUACAGUGUGGCUAACCUGACACUGCAGUACAACCUCAGCGACACUUCAGUCUUCCCUGGUGCCAACAGCUCUGAUGUUGUUACUGUUGUAUCAUCUUCAGUGGGGAUCUCAGCAUUUAUCAACACCACCUACCGCUGUGAGAGCCCCACCACUUUCAGUGUCGGUGGAGCAACUGCUACUUUCUCUGGCACAAGGCUGGAGGCAUACAUGCCAGGAAAUGACCUAUCUCCCACAGAGAGCGUAUGUGUGGCAGAUCAGGUCAGUACUACAGUUCCACUCACCACUACCAGUACAACAACAACAUCAGCUCCAGCACCAACUCCUCCAGGAACACCUGAACGAGGCGAUUACUCUGUAAACAACAUUAAUGGCACUGUGUGUCUCCUGGCCAGGAUGGGACUUCAGCUCAAUGUCUCUUAUUUCUCUAUAUCUCAGAAUAAGACUGUCCAAGAGUUAGUAAACCUGAGUCCUAAUGAGACCAGUGUAUCGGGGUCCUGUAAGGCCAGCAGUGCUUCAUUAGUUUUAUCACAGGAGCAAAUCACCACACUCAACCUCACCUUUACUUUGAACUCCACAAACAACAAAUACCACCUGAGUGCAAUAACACUGCUCGCUAACUGGUCUGAUAUGACAGCUCCCUUCUGGGCCAGUAACACCAGUCUGGACUACCUGCGGAGUACGCUGGGCCGCUCCUACAUGUGCAACACAGAGCAAACUUUGACUGUGGUGCCAACUUUCUCUUUGAACACCUUCAGAGUGCAGGUGCAACCUUUUGAAGUCACCACUAACCAGUUUGCAACAGCGGAGGAGUGUCUGAUGGACCAAACCCAAAUGCUGAUCCCCAUCAUCGUGGGAGCAGCUCUGGCUGGCUUGGUGCUAAUUGUCCUCAUUGCAUAUCUAAUAGGCAGAAAGAGAAGCCAUGCUGGAUACCAAACCAUCUGAGUGGACACUUAGUUGAACUUAAAACUGACAGACUGAGUGGUGGACACAAACCUGAGGGUGUGGGUGAGCAGGUAAUAAGACUAGACAUGAGUGAAUGGAAGCAGUUGGUACUCUGUGGUGAGUGCAUGCUAGUUUUACAUGUCAUGUGACCUUUGGACAUUUUAUUUUCACCUUCUCUGUGAGAUGAUGAGAAGCCAAAGACCUGCUUACUUUAGUUUGUGUGAUAAUGAGGCAGUUUGAAUUUGCUGUAGCAAGUUCCCUAGUACCUAUUUUAAAUCUUGUUUCAUUGUAUUCCAGGAAUUGUUUGAAUUUGCUUAAACUGCUGUUUGGUGUUUCUACAUUUAUGAUUAUUUGUAAAGAAUCAUAACGUAUCCCAUGCAUUUAAACAGGCAGAGAGAGACUGUGAUAAAAACAGCACAACAAAGAUUUAUUUUUAAAAACCAACAGUCGCUCCACUGUUGAACAGAAGUUUUAUACUGAAGCCUACUCAUGCUCCCUUGCAGUUUCAAUAAGCUUCCUGAGUAUUAAGAUAAUCCCAGUGACUCCAUGAAAAGGGAAAUGAACGUGUAUCUUUCUCAUCAUGUUUCUCCACAGCCAGAAGCCUGAGCUGUCCCAGGAGUGAAAUCCAACUUAAUAAGCACAGUCCAAUAUUUCUGAUGAUAAAAAGGUGGAUUGCUACAUUAUGUAAACCUAACAUAUAUUUAUCAUUACAAGUGUAAUAAUGCAUGGGUAAAUUUUCUAUCCUUGCUUCCCUCCCCUCUUCUGGAAGGACAUUUUGACAUGAAUUGUAGUGAUUUGAACUUUUAUUGUUUUUAUAGGAAAUGGUUUGAUCUCGUUUUCUAAUAUGCAUCAUACUGAAAGGUAAUAAAAAUUGUAUAAAUCCA